GCACAGCCAUGCAGCAAGGCCAGCGCCGUCAGUGACACUUCUUGCGCAUCCACUUUUCGUAUACCUGGAAGAGCAACAGCACCCUGCGACCUCUGACCUCACCUGACCCCGACCUGCCCCGCACUCAGCUGACCAUGGAGACGUGCGUGCUGAUUCCGCAAGAGUUCUCGCUGGUGCUCACCAACACCAGUGUUGACCGAAACGCAAACAAACUGUGUGAAAUGCGCGUGAACGUGUGGAGUAACACCAGGAUCCCUCAGGGCACCGUCAUCUACCCUUUCCAGGGCACCAUCCGUCUCGACAAACUCGACGUCUUCGGCUACCUUGAUGAGGGCGAUAUCAGACACAGAUUCGGCUGCCACGACGACAUCCACGAGAGCGACGGACACAGCGUGCGUUACUGCAACUGGGUCCGAUUUCUGAGGAUCGCCGCCACUUACAACGAGGACGUCAACAUAAUCGGCACCAAAGUUAAAGGCGAACCUGUGUUCGAAGCCAUCAAAAUGAUCCCUCCCAACACAGAACUCGUGGUGUACUUCUUGCCGGAGAGACCUGAGGAGUUGUUCUUCAUGCCGGCGGUGCAUUUCCUGCGCAACUCGCUCUACCGCAGAACCAUGGACUCCAUUCUUGAAGAUUCUCCUCUCGACCUGUCCAUGUCCCUGCUGUCCAGAGUGCUGGUGACCCCUGCCAGUGACACAGAUGAGCACAAGUCUGUGUCUGGCGACAGUUCGGCGAGCUCAGCGGCGUCUUCAGCUGGCGACAUUGAGAAUCUCAAAACAGAUCCCAACAUUCCUGUGGUGGUGAAGAAGCCGCGCGAGAGGACGUUACUGCCGUGUGAGGUGUGCGGAAAGGCCUUCGACAGACCGUCCCUCCUUAAAAGACACAUGAGGACCCACACAGGUGAAAAGCCCCACGUUUGCGAGGUUUGCGGCAAAGGGUUCAGCACAUCAAGUUCUCUAAACACGCACCGGCGCAUCCACAGCGGCGAAAAGCCUCACCAGUGCGGCGUCUGCGGGAAGCGAUUCACCGCCUCGUCCAACCUUUACUACCACCGCAUGACACACAUUAAGGAGAAGCCCCACAAGUGCCAACUGUGCUCGAAGUCCUUCCCGACUCCUGGUGACCUCAAGUCGCACAUGUAUGUGCACAACGGCUCUUGGCCCUUCAAGUGCCACAUCUGCAAUCGCGGCUUCAGCAAGCACACGAAUCUGAAGAACCACCUCUUCCUGCACACGGGCAAGUACGCCAAGAGCAGUAGUAGCGCCGCGUCGUCCUGUUCCACCGCCGAGAAGAAGAGCAAACCGCGAAGGUUCGGCAAAGUCGCGGUCGAAAUCUUCUAAGGUUGAUCAGAUCGAGAUGUAGAUAGACUGUCCUCUGUAAAUUAUUGAAAAUGUGCUGUACAGACACAAAUUAUUGUUAAGUAAUUUAAUUCGAUCAAUUUUAAUUAAUAAGCUCUCUUAAUCGGUCCUGUCUAGAAAUAUAUUAUAUAUUUGAGAAUAUAAAAAACUUUGUGGCACAUUCGCAUUUUCAAGUACCUUUUUUGUUGUAAAUAACAAAUCGUCCGUUAAGUUUUUUUGCCAGAUGUGCCAUUUUUGUUUUUUGCUGCUGGAUAUGAUAAUAAUUAAGAUAUGAAAUCUCUCUCGUCUCAAAUGUCUUAAAAGUGUAUAAAACUUUGAGCAGUUUUAGCAACUAGGGCGAUAAAAGAAGUGAUGCAUGUUGAGAAUAAAACUUUCUUACUUAUGUUAGUAAGUAGUCUCUUGAUUGAUAACUAUGUUUUUUAUACAAAUAUGAAGGUAAAAAUAAAAACAACAAUUUA
Neocloeon triangulifer is the source of this 1816-nucleotide messenger RNA. Its product is annotated as zinc finger protein Gfi-1b-like. Gene Ontology annotation, cellular component: nucleus. The transcript is spliced from 6 exons. Lineage: Eukaryota; Metazoa; Arthropoda; Insecta; Ephemeroptera; Baetidae. The coding region runs from base 135 to 1340 and encodes 401 amino acids. The record is from RefSeq and is a predicted model, not a curated record.